Marasmius oreades (fairy-ring Marasmius) is the source of this 228-nucleotide messenger RNA. RefSeq lists its product as uncharacterized. NCBI's taxonomy places the organism in Eukaryota, Fungi, Basidiomycota, Agaricomycetes, Agaricales, Marasmiaceae. The coding region runs from base 1 to 228 and encodes 75 amino acids. The transcript has 3 exons. The record is from RefSeq and is a predicted model, not a curated record.
AUGGUUCUAUGGGGCACAAAGUUGACAAACGACCACGACGAUUCAGACGAAGGUUCUGAGGACUUGGAUGACUCGGAGGAGGACACACGGCGUAGAGUUCGGGAAGACCUAUGGCAACACUUUCGCAUGCACGUUUGGUCCAGAUGUCACAGGGAAACAAACGAUGGCGGUGUGAAGGAAAAACUUUACAUGUAUACUUUGUAUGCUGCGAUCAUUGACGCUGAGUGA